Mauremys reevesii (Reeves's turtle) is the source of this 5913-nucleotide messenger RNA. RefSeq names its product protein KRBA1-like. Lineage: Eukaryota; Metazoa; Chordata; Testudines; Geoemydidae. The record is from RefSeq and is a predicted model, not a curated record. The coding region runs from base 165 to 4550 and encodes 1461 amino acids. The transcript has 24 exons. Gene Ontology annotation, biological process: regulation of DNA-templated transcription.
CAAGCGGCUGCUCUGCCCACGGAGCGUCCCCCGUUCCUGCGUGGGCGCCCCACGCCCCUGCGCCGCCGGGCUGCGCCCAGCCCCCGGGAGCGGCCGAGACCGCCCCGCGCGAGCGGAGAGCGGCUGCAGCCCCGGCCCGGGCUCCGGGAGAAGCGGGGGGCGAGAUGUCUGCGGGGGUCGCCGCUGCCCAGGUGCCAGUGACAUUUGAAGAUGUUGCUGUCAGGUUCUCCGCAGAGGAGUGGCAGAUCCUGGAGGGAUGGCAGAAGGAGCUUCAUAAGGAAGUGAUGGAGGAGAAUUACCAGUUGCUGAUCUCGCUAGGUCAGCCGGUUCCCACGCUGGCUCUUCUGGCCCUGGCUGCGGAGCGGGAGGCUGCUGGCGGCCAGAUCUGCGGCGUCUCCGGAGAGCGAGAGCGAGAACUCGCCAGCGACAGCGGCAGCUCGGAGGGUGUAGAACUGGCCUUUCCAGAGGAUGACCCAGAUGUGGGUGGAUUCUGGGACUCAGGGCAAACAGAAGAGGACGGAUGCCCCACAGGGGAUGAGGAAGGAGCGCGUCAGGGCAGCCUGCACCUUAGCGCGCUGAUGAAGCUGGUGAAGGAAAUCCCGGAAUUUCUUUUGGGGAAUUCAAAGGCCACUGUGGAGCCAGCUGAGGCUGCUGAUAGUGACGCUGAGAUGGGCUCUGAGAGGGCGUUUGCUGAUGUUAAACCAGAAGUAACUCCAGAGACUCCACCUCCCCUUGGCCUGGAGAACUGUUUAGGGGAAGUAUCUUUCAAUAGACCCAGUCAUCCCGACACACCGAGCAGCUGCGUGUCCACCAGCAGCACAGAAGGGGCUCCGCUUAGGAGACUGUAUGCAGAAGUGGCUCCAGAGAACAGCCCCCUCCAAGGUCUGCUGAACUGCCUGAAGGAAAUUCCCAUCCACAGACCCCGUCACCCCAACAUGCAGAGCCCCGGCGUACAAGGAGACGUGGAACACAAGAGAGUGGGGGUGGAGGUGAAGAGCUUAUAUGCUGCAGUUAAAACAGAAGUCACGACAGAGAGUUCCCCCAUCCAGGGGCUGACGGACCUCGCUGUAAAGAGGCCCAGUUAUCCAAGCACCCCAACCAGCAGCUCGUCUACCAGCAGCGCACAAGGGGAUGUGGAAGACAGGAGGCUGGAGCUGGGGCUUUGGAGAUGUUCUCAUGAAGCGGGGACGGCAGAGAAUAGCCCCCUCCAAGGCCUGCUAAACUGUCUGAAGGAAAUAAUUGUUCAUAAGCCCCGUCAUCCCCACCCAUCGCCCUGCAAAUCGGCCAAGGGCAGCACGCGAGGAGACCCAGGGCAGAGGAGGCUGGAGGGCGAGGAUGGGAGCUCAUCUGUAGGAGUGAAAACAGAAGUAACCGCGGAGGAUCCACAGGACCCCGGCUGGGAAAGCUGCCCCCCAGCCAGGCCUGUGAGGAAAGCCAGCCCUCCUGCCAGGCCGUCCAGCCGCGCCCCCCGUAGCAGGGCGGAAGGAGAGGCCGGGGGUAGGAGCCUGUUUGGUGAAGAGGCGGCGCUGGAGGACUCCCCGCUGCGCGGCCUGGAGAACUGCCUGAAGGACAUCGCUAUGACCAGCCCCCGUUGCUCCCACCCGCCCGCCAGCCGCGGUGCGCAGAGAGCCCUGGGGGAGAGGCCAGGGCGCGGAGCUGGGAGCCGGUCCGCCGAAGAAGCAGCGACAGAGGAUUCCCCCCUGCGUGGCCUGCUGAGCUGUGUGACCGGCACGGCCGUACCCUCCCCCCAGCAUCCCAGCCUGCCGACCUGCAGCGCCUCAGCCAGCGGCGCCGAGCGGGAGACGGAGAUGGGGGGAGUGGAGGCCGGGCUCUGGAACUCGUCCGCUGCAGCAGAGAUGACGCCAAGGACCAGCCCCCUCCAUGACCUGGCGAACUGCCUGCAGGAAACACCUGUCAGUACAUCCUGGGCUUCCCGAGUGCUGGCCCACAACGCAGGAGCAGAUGUGUCCCCGAGGAGACCUGCGAUGGGCAUGGUGCGGAGCUGGUGUGGAGAGGACAUCAGCACGGAGACCUCGCCCCUCCGCGGGCUGGAGAACUGCCUGAGGGACAUCCCGGUAAAUAGCCCCCACAUGCCAGCCAGCAGCGCCUUGGCCAGCCCCACGCAGAGAGACAUGGGACAGAGGAGGCCGGGGGCCGGGGCAAGGAGAUCACUUGGAGAAGACGUCAGUGCAGAGAAUUCACCGCUGCGAGGCCUGGAGAACUGCCUGAAGGACAUUCCUGUACCGUGCCGUAGUCAGUCCAAUACCCCAGGCAGCCGCUCCUCUCUGAGCAGCUCACCGGCUCCGCAGGGCAGACUGGAGACAGCGGGGUGGCCAGUGAAAACAGAAGCAGGGGUCGUCUCAGAGGUCACGCCACCCCUCCAAGGCCUGGAGAACUGUCUGAAGGACAUUGCCAUGGCCAGGCCCAGGGGCUCCAGUGCAACUAGUUCCUUCUGCACCAGCAAAGCCCCGGGAGAGGGGGAGCAGAGACCGGUGCCGAGGCCCUGGGGAGCAUGCGCGGCAGCAGCUAGUGCGGAGAGCUCCCCCCUCUACAGACGGCUGAACGGCUUGAAGGAAAUGCCCGCCGGCCGGCCGCGCUAUGCCAGCGUCCCGUCUAGCUACUCCUCCAGCAGCAGUGCCGACGGGGAGAGGGCCCCGUGGGGCGCCGGGCCAGGGGCGUGGAGGUGGGGCAGUGAAGAACUGAGCCCCGAGAACUCCCCUCUCCGAGGCCUGGAGAAGUGCCUGCAGGAGAUCUCGGCGCCCCGGCCCCGGACCCCCAGCGCCCCAGCCCCAGCCGCUGUGGUGGGCAGCCGGCAAGGAGAGAUGGGGCAUUGGGACUGGCACGGUGCAGCUACAGUCAGCGCCCGUGUCCUCGGCCCAGAGAGCUGUCUGAAGGCUCUGCCUGGAACCAGACCCAGUCACGCCGGCCGCUCGUCUCCCCACAGCACAGCGGGAUGCAGCAGCCCAGAGGCUGGGAUUUCGAGAUUUCGGGCUGAAGAUAAAAGGCAAGUGGAAAACCUCCCGGGCCUGGAGGAAGUAGCAGCACCCAACCCCUGUCCUGCCCAGGCCCCUCCCCGCAGCGCUCAGGGAGAUGCGGAGCGGCGGGAAUGGGACGUACACACGAGGAGCUCUGGGAGCAGAGAAGUGACGGCGGGGAGCUCGCCCCCGCCCAGGCUGAACUGUGUGAAAGAGCUCGCUGCCGACAGAGCAACGCCUUCCUCGCCGCCUGCCCGCGCUGCGCAGGGAGACGUGGCGCUGCAGGGAGCAGAGAGCAGGGGGAGGACGCUGUCCGAGGAAGACAGUGCGGCCGAGAGUGCCCAUCUCCCAGGCCUGGAGCCUUGCUGGGGCGCAGUGCCUGUGAGCCGACGCAGCUGGGCCAGCACCCCCCUCGGCACGUCCUCCAGCCGCAGCCCACGCGGGGCCGGGGGGGAGAGGGGUCCACGGCCAGGGCUUUGCAGGCGGCACGGAGAAGAAGUGCUGCCAGCUGACGCCCCUCGCUAUGGCUCCGCGACCCGCCCACAGGGAACCCAUGGAACUGGGCCCGGUCGUUCCAGCACGCCGAGCGGUACCUCGCCUGCCCGCGAUGCCCCGGGCCACAGGCAUCCUAGGAGACCAGGGACAGGGGUUAAGAGACCACACACUGAAGCCAGGACAGAUGCUGCCCGACCCCCGAGCACUGGCUCCUGCACUUCUAGUGAAGAUGGUGGACAAAAGGCGGAUGCCGAGUGGGAGGAAUUUCCCAAGAGACAUUGCUCCAGCGCAGCGCCAUCUCCCUGGGCGUGCUGCGGCUGGGAGAGCGGGACGCCCCUGGACCUCAGGGUGGAGAGGAGCGCGAUCGAGGCCGUCCUCUCGGAGAAGCUGGACCGGAUCUCCCAGGAUUUCGCGGCCAUGUGCAGGGAUGUGUCAAGCAUGCAGAGCCGCGUGGCCCAGCUGGAGCGGGACUCGAGGGGCUGGACUCUCGAGCUGGCUGCCCUCCAGAAAGGCAACAAGUGCCUGAGUGAGACCGUCCGGCGGCUGGAGAGCCGCUGCCAAGUGCUGGAGAACCGCGCCCGCCGCAACAGCCUGCGGCUGGUGGGCCUGCCGGAGGGGGCGGAAGGGGGAGACCCCGUCGCUUUCCUGCAGAGGACCCUGCCCACGAUGCUCAACCUGCCGGCGGACUGGCCACCCCUGGAGAUCGAGAGUGCGCGCCGUGUGCACGGGGGGGCGCGCUGGGACCCUGCCACCCGGCCCCGGGCGCUGCUCUUCCGCCUGCUGCGCUUCUCCGACAAGCUGGCCAUCAUGCGCGCGGUCCGGAAACGCGCAGAGCCCCUGACCUGCGGCGGCGCCAGGGUCGCCCUCUUCCCGGACGUCUGCCCCAAGCUGUGCCGGAGGAGGGGGGCGCGGUAUGCGGCCGUCAGGAGGCCGUGGCGGGCGGCGGAGCUCCGCUUGGGCACUCAGCCCUCCGGCUGCUGCCACGGCCGGGCACGAGGACACGGGGAGCCGCUGCCCAGCCCCCCAGGGCGUGCGCCCGCUGCAGACGAACAGGGGAGCAGAGUCACCAAAGGGCAGUGACAGAGAGGGGGGGACUUGGAGCUGCUGGCUCCGCUCACCCCCCUUUGAGUCACAGGGUCCGUCUCCAUUCUGCCCCGGAGACCACAGCACCCCCUGGGUCCGGCCUGGAGCUCUCCGGUUCCCUGACUGCACUCGGCUGUGUGAUUCCAGCGUAUCCGUGUGUCCCCUCCGCGCUGUGCACCUGCUCUGCUCACAGGCUGGGGGGCCCCGGGAACUGCAGAGUGAGAGCGACUCGGCCGUUCUCGGGGCCGGCACUGCGGGGAGCCCUGGUAUUGUAACAGGUGAGAUGGCAUCAGAGCCGCGUGUUAGCGAGUGCGCAGGGAGCCGACCGGGUGCUAGGCAGUCUGGGGGGCAGGGGUCUGGGCUAGGGUCAGGCACUCGGAUUUGCUUUGCUCCCCCUGACAAUUGCUCCUGGCCAGCGGGGGAGAAAUUUGACAUUUCCCCGUUUUUCCCGUCUGUCGCCACUGCUCAAGCCGGUGUCUUUUCUGUCCAGCUUCUAACCUGCUCCUGACCCUGGACGAGUCGCACACGCUGCUACGUCUCGGCAGCAGGUCCCAGGGAAGAGCCUUCGGGUGCCCGGCCUGUGCGUGCAGGGGCAGAAACCUUCCUGGUGCAUCUCACUCACGGGGCCGUUGUCAGAGUACAGGCUGCCCAGCUCCCUACUCUCCUCUCCCACUCCCCGGGCAUCUCCCGGCACUCUGGAGAGUUUCUGGUUUUUCGGCACAGGGAGAAGCUGCCAGAUUUGGCGCCCUCUGCACCCAGACAGGUCCCACCCCCCGCCUGCAUGAGCCCUGCCUUGGUGGGACCAUCUCUGAGCGCAGGGGGAAGUUCAUUCUCAGUGGCCUCCUUCCUCCCCACUCUGGCCGAGACUACAAACCAAGGGACCGAAGGCUCGAUCCUGCCAGGUGCUGAGCACUCCAGCCCCGCUGCAGCUAGGCAUGUUGGCUUGCGCUUAGCUUUAAGCACCUGGGUAACCCCUCUGAAGUCGGUGCUUUCCUGGAUCGAGGUCUGAGUGCUCAGUGCUGCAGGAUUGAGCCCACCCACUCCAUACCCAGCUGCACCCGCCAACUCUCCCAGCAGCCAUCUGUGCGCGAUCGGAGCUGGAUUUGAAGUGGAGACCUGCAGCGAAAGGCUCCUGCACCCGUAACUAGGUCUCCUGUGCCCUAAUCUCACGCUGAGCUCAUCUCAAUAGGCCCCGAUCACUUCAGUGUCCAAGUGCCGAUCUCCCAACAGAGUUUCUUUAUCAAAUGUAUUUCCAAGCUGUCCUGUCUGUGCAGCCCCAUCCUGUGUGUAAAGCACAGGGCUGAGCAGUGAGGCUGAAUGCAGACUGGAGCUAGGCAGGACUACGGUAGAGGAUGUGCCG